Molecule: messenger RNA, 350 nt
Organism: Leptosia nina
Lineage: Eukaryota; Metazoa; Arthropoda; Insecta; Lepidoptera; Pieridae
Source: the annotation of a GenBank genome assembly
AUGAAGAACUACCGGGGCACCAGAAUCUUUCAGUUCGUGGGGAAAGCAGAGAAGGUGGUCAAGGCUGCUAUCGUGCUGUUUGAUCCAAACACCGAUGCAACACUUUGUCCAGACCUCACCACACCAAACAUCGUUGUGGUAAGAGCGAAAACCCACGAACAGGAUGUCCACCUGGUAUCAUUUUACUUCGAGCCCACACCCACGCCCAUUGAACCUUACCUAAACGAGCUGCGGAAAAUCUGGAAGUCGGUUGGCCCAAACGUCAUCUUUGCAGGCGACGCCAACGCCAAGAGCGACCUCUGGGGGGGCAAGAUAACGGACCGUAGAGGGGAGAGCCUAAUGGGGCUAAU